Thrips palmi is the source of this 979-nucleotide messenger RNA. Its product is annotated as translocator protein. The record is from RefSeq and is a predicted model, not a curated record. The transcript is spliced from 5 exons. Bases 147 to 659 code for a protein of 170 amino acids. Gene Ontology annotation, cellular component: mitochondrial outer membrane. Lineage: Eukaryota; Metazoa; Arthropoda; Insecta; Thysanoptera; Thripidae.
UGCGUGCUGCGUGCGUCUCUCUUGUGACGCCCAGACGCGACUAAAUAACGGGAUUUUCUGAUACGGGCAGCAUUAUCAGUGGGUGUUGUCAGUGAGAAACACCCUGCGGCCUACACUGCCUUCAGUCGUCGAUUCGAGGUACGAAAAUGGUCGUGCCUAAUUUGCCUGCGAUCGGAGCUGUGGUUCUCCCUAAUGUUGGAGGGUGGGUUAGUAGCUACUACAACCGUGAAAGCAUCAAGACAUGGUAUGAGACCUUGAAACGCCCAGAUUGGCGCCCUCCUAACAAAGCUUUUGCACCAGUCUGGACCAGCCUGUACUGCGGAAUGGGAUAUGCUUCUUACCUAGUUUGGAAGCAUGGGGACGGCUUUGGUGGAAUCGCAAAAGGACCAUUGAUACUGUACUCAACUCAGCUGGCUCUCAACUGGGCCUGGUCCCCUAUAUUUUUUGGAGCGCAUGACUUGAAAUGGAGUCUUGUUGAGAUUGCUGUCUUGGAUGUGAAUGUUGCCUUGUGUGCAGUUGCCUUUUACAAUGUACACAAGCCUGCAGGCCUUCUCUUGCUACCAUACUUGGCUUGGCUAGGAGUUGCUACUGCUCUCAAUUAUGUGAUAUACAGAGAUAACAAAUCGAUAACUGAGAAAGAAGAAACUAAAAGCAAGUGAUCGUCAACUUUAACUUUGUUAAUGAAAGUAGUUUUUCUUUACAUUUUCCUUACAGUUGCCACCACUACAUUAGUGCAUUUAAUAACAACUGUUUUGGCUUCUUCUUUCUCUUAUUGCAGUAAUUGUGUUAAAUGUUAGUCACAUAUUUUUUGUACCUUAAUUAGGCUGUAAACUGUCUGGACCCUCGAUAACUUCAUUCAUGUGUAUUAACAAUUCACAUUGAAUUUUUGCUCUUAUCAUAGGUAAUGAACAGUUCUCUGUUUGUUACUGACCACUGUUGUACUAUGGCUAUAUAAUUAUAACUUCAACUGAUUGUUUCA